Molecule: messenger RNA, 4057 nt
Organism: Perca fluviatilis (European perch)
Lineage: Eukaryota; Metazoa; Chordata; Actinopteri; Perciformes; Percidae
Exons: 13
Coding region: 973-3696 (907 amino acids)
Source: RefSeq, a predicted model, not a curated record
GUCGUUAUUCAACUAUGACAGGGUCAAAUCGGUUUUGCAUUCUAUCACCCCUUUAAGGAUUUGGAGACAAAAUUGUCCCAGUCUUAAAUAUUAGGAAGUGUAGUAGAGAUAAAACCUCUAGACGUAAACAGGAAAUAGCUUCAGUACAUAUAUUAGGAUAACCUUUAUGUUUCCAAAAAAGUAAAUGACAUGCCGAUAAGUGAUAUGCUUAUCCAAUCAGGUGUAGAACGGCUUUAUAAUGACAUACGGCAAUACCUGUACGGCCUACUUUAAAUGAUGUAGGAAAUCUUUUGUGCUUGUAUUCAGCAGUCCUGAUCAAAUGAGCAGACGUAUAGAUCGGUGAAACUGUAUACAAUGUAUGCCAAAUAGAUAGCUGCUUAUGGAAAUGGUGUGUAGUGAAUUAAAAGAGCAUCAAUGUUAAGUCUGCAGCUUUUCUCUUGACACAGUUCAUUUUAAAACCACAAACCAACCAUAUAACACUAUCUUCUGAUGGCCUCACAUCCUGCAGCUCUCUGACAACCUUAUGAUGAAUAGAUAAUGCAAUUUACUUUUGCAUGUUGCAUAAAGACUUAGAGCCUAUAUAAUAAGUAAGAAUUGAAAAAAAUGAAUAAUAUCUAUGAGAAAAGAGAGUAAUGACAUAAUAUUGUAUAGCUAAAAGAUAAGGUUUUCUGAUGAAAAUAUGGCAUUGUAUAAAAUCUAGAGAACAUGGCUUCUUCACCUGUGGUUUGCCUUUACUAAUAAUCAGUUUAAGUGGAAGGAAGUGAAGUUGUGAUGUCAGAACUGCACGCCAUCUACCAACCACCUUCACUCUGAUCAGUAGCCUUUAGGCUGUAAGCAAACUGCCAUUAAUUUGAACCACUUGGUUACAUUUCUUAAUUUAUUUUGGGAUGAUUUUUUAUGAAUGUAGCUGUUAGUCCAAUUUACAAAUACUGUACAAUCAACUUUCUGAUUACCUGAAGGACUACAACAGCCAUGUUUUUGGCAGAAGGUGACUGUGCGUUUAUCAUUUUCAUCCUGUACAUCUCAGGAGUUCAUGGACGAGCAAACAGCAUCUGUGCCUUAAAAGGUUCAUCAGUGGAUCUGCCCUGCUCAGCUCAACGUCCCACUACAACCAUGAAGUGGUACACUGUACACAGGAAUGGAUCUAAAACUGUUCAGAAGGAGCUCUCUACAGAUGAAAAUCGUGUGACGUACAACAUGUCUGCAGAGAGUAACUUCACUCUAACAGUCAAAGAUCUGAGAGAGAGCGAUGCAAAUGAUUACUGCUGCGGAGAGACUACUGACGACCCAGAACUCUGCUGGAACAACAAAACUGAGCUCCGUGUUGCAGGCCUGGAACUUAGGAUGGAUCCUGCAGAGGUGAUAGAGGGUCAGAACGUCACACUGACCUGCAAUACCAGCUGUCCUCUGCCUAACAACCCAAUCUACACCUGGUACUUAAACAGUCAACCUCUGGACCAACCAGAGAACCUAAAAAAACUGAAACUAGACCAAUUCAGCAGUGAGAAUGCAGGAAACUACUCCUGUGCUGUCAAUAGCCGUACAAGUAUCAUUGCUUUUGGUGAUAUACCUCAGACUGUAAAUACUGAAUUGAAAAAGGCAGCAGCAGAAGCAGCAUCAGCGGCCGUAGCAGCAGCAGCUGCAGCAGGAGUCUGUGCUCUUCUCCUGGCUAUCACACUUCUGGUUGUCUUCUUUUGGAUUAGAAAACAGAGGGCUUCGGGUCAAUCUCCUAAAGAGGAAGCAACAGACAACACGGAGCAGCUAAACCCUGAUCCUGUGUAUGAAAACAUCUUAGCUCGACCAGCAGAGCAGGAAGAGCUUCACUAUAGCAGAGUCUACUUCUCUAGGAGCCAGGCAGAACCUCUUUACUCCACCGUCCAGCCACAUCAGCCCAAUCGACAGGAGCAUGUGGCUUAUUACACCAGCAUUGAAUGUUUGCUCACAAAAUCUUCUGUUAAAGGAGUUCAUGGACGAGCAAACAGCAUCUGUGCCUUAAAAGGUUCAUCAGUGGAUCUGCCCUGCUCAGCUCAACGUCCCACUACAACCAUGAAGUGGUACACUGUACACAGGAAUGGAUCUAAAACUGUUCAGAAGGAGCUCUCUACAGAUGAAAAUCGUGUGACGUACAACAUGUCUGCAGAGAGUAACUUCACUCUAACAAUCAAAGAUCUGAGCGAGAGCGAUGCAAAUGAUUACUGCUGCAGAGAGACUACUGACGACCCAGAACUCUGCUGGAACAACAAAACUGAGCUCCAUGUUUCAGACCUGCAGGUAAAGGUGAUUCCUGCCACAGAGGGACAGACAGUGACACUGAUGUGUAGCACCAGCUGUCCUCUGACUGAAAACCCUGCAGUCUACAUCUGGUACAAGAACAGAGAGUUCCUCUAUCAGGACUGGUCUCCCUGGUACCAACAGCUGGUCAGCAGUGAGAAAACAGUCACAUACUCCUGUGCUAUCAAAGGCUACGAGGAUCUCAGAGCCCCUCAAGUCUCAGUGGAUUCUGUCACGUUUUGCACCUUCAGUGUGACCUAUGUUGGGAAAAUGUGUUCUCGUCAGAAGAAAUCAGUGGAUGAGCCGUGCUCCAUCACAUAUCCCAGAGAAGUUAAUGUUGAAAGGAUUGCUGCAUCACUGAAGUGUACCACCAGCUGUGGUAGAAAUUAUGCUGAACAUGACUAUACGUGGUACCAGAACAGAACAUUAUACUCUGAAGGGAAUAUGCUGUCAGUAUCACAGUCUAAUGAAAGCUUCUCCUGUGCUGUGAAAGGCCUGCUGUCGCCUGAAGUCUGUAUUGAGGAUAAGAACUGCUGGAGUGUGAAUUAUGUCCAGAGAAGAAUCUGUGCUCUGGAAGGCUCUUCAGUGAACAUUUCAAGUGAAUAUUCUUUCCCUAACAACACUCAUCCUACGUCAAAAAUAUGGUACAAAAAGGGCAUUGGGAAUAAAGAAAAAGAAGAACUGAGUGAGGUUGCAGGUCGUGUGGAGUAUCAUGACAAGAACAAUCACCACAUCCUAACAAUCAAUAACCUGAAGAAGAAUGACUCAGCAGAAUACACAUUCAGACUCAGACAUCAAGAAACAUGGAAAGAGUCUGACUUUCCUGGAGUCAUGUUGGUUGUCACAGGCCUGGAACUUAGGAUGGAUCGUGUAGAGACGAGAGAGCAGGUCACACUGACCUGCAGUACCAGCUGUCCUCUGCCUAACAACGCAAUCUACACCUGGUACUUAAACAGUCGACGUCUGGACCAACCAGAGAACCCCAAAAAACUGAAACUAGACAGAGUUAGCAGUCAGGAUGCAGGAAACUACUCCUGUGCUGUCAAUUACGGUACAAAAAUCAUUAGAUCUGGUGAAAUAAUUCUGACUGCUUUAAGUAUUCAGACAGCAGCAGCCGUAGCAGCAGCAGCUGCAGCAGGAGUCUGUGCUCUUCUCCUGGCUAUCACACUUCUGGUUGUCUUCUUUUGGAUUAGAAAACAGAGGGCUUCGGGUCAAUCUCCUAAAGAGGAAGCAACAGACAACACAGAGCAGCUAAACCCUGAUCCUGUGUAUGAAAACAUCUUAGCUCGACCAGCAGAGCAGGAAGAGCUUCACUAUAGCAGAGUCUACUUCUCUAGGAGCCAGGCAGAACCUCUUUACUCCACCGUCCAGCCACAUCAGCCCAAUCGACAGCAGCAUGUGGCUUAUUACACCAGCAUUGAGUGAGCAUCUCUUACCAUUACAACUGAUUCGGGAUCUACUUAGUGGCCUUACUCAUCUUGAUCAGUGGUAAUAUUUUCAACAACCAGCAUUUCAAGUUUUUUUUCCGACCUCCAUUUCACUUCACUCCAUGCUAAUGUGGACCAGGAGAUCCUUAAAAGUACUGAGCCUCCCGAGCAAAAGCUGAUCACUUUGAAAAAUUUGUCAGAAAAAAAGGCAGAGUGUUUCUGAAGAAGCAGUAACCACUCAGCUAGCACGGAACAGUGCAUGUGCUAAAAAUCUGCACAACAAAGAAACAAUGUAAAAAGCGGCCUCAGUGGUCAGUGUAACGCUUAUCAGUUAAAUUUUCUAAGCACAAACGGACAUU